Theobroma cacao (cacao) is the source of this 1867-nucleotide messenger RNA. Its product is annotated as Core-2/I-branching beta-1,6-N-acetylglucosaminyltransferase family protein. NCBI's taxonomy places the organism in Eukaryota, Viridiplantae, Streptophyta, Magnoliopsida, Malvales, Malvaceae. The record is from RefSeq and is a predicted model, not a curated record. Gene Ontology annotation, molecular function: glucuronosyltransferase activity. Gene Ontology annotation, cellular component: membrane.
CUUGUUACUAAAUGUGAAAAACAUACUGAGCCAUCCAGCCAACUGCCUCAAAUCAACAGCUCCGGCACAACACAACUGCCAAAGCCAGGCCCAAAACCUUCACCACCAUAAUGCACCACCACCAACAACCGACGCUGCCACCACCAUUUGCCCCUAACGCCUCCGCAACAACUAACCUCCCGAAAGACCACACAAGAAUCACUCUUUACAUAAUUCUAGCCACCUCUUUCUUUUCCCUUCUCUUCAUUAUCUCCAUCCCUUCCCCCUCAUCAUCCACCUCCUCCCAAUCGUUUAUCAAAAUCCGACCCGACCCGGUCCUUUUCCCCGAUCGACCCAUCUCCCCAACCGAGCUCCCCUCCGGACCCGCCCCUCCCUCCAUUGCUUACCUCAUAUCCGGAUCUGCCGGCGACUCGGCUCGGAUCCUCCGCCUCCUUUUCGCUUCCUAUCACCCGAGAAACCAUUACCUACUUCACCUUGACCUGUCUGCUCCGCAGACUGAACGUGACCGAUUGGCCGUUACAGUCCAAUCAGUGCCCAUUUUUAAAGCUGCCCAGAAUGUCGAUGUUAUAGGGAAAGCUGAUUAUGCUUACCCGAGAGGGUCCUCCACAAUCUCUUCUACUCUUCAUGGUGCCUCCGUUUUGCUACGGUUGGCUUCGAAUUGGGAUUGGUUUAUCUCUCUCAAUGCCGGCGAUUACCCGCUUGUUACUCAAGAUGAUCUUCUUCACAUUUUGUCAUACUUGCCAAAAGAUCUCAACUUUGUGAAUCACACCGGUUAUAUUGGCUGGAAAGAGUCCAAGAGAUUGAAACCGAUAAUUGUUGAUACAGGGCUUUAUCUUUUGGAAAAGCAUGAGAUAUUUUAUGCUUCUCAGAAGCGGGAAUUGCCUAAUGCUUUCAGGUUGUUUUCAGGUUCAUCUUUUACAAUGUUAACUCGUAGUUUUAUGGAGUUCUGCAUCCUGGGUACAGACAAUCUUCCAAGGACUUUGCUGAUGUAUUUUGCAAACACGCCAUAUUCAUUCAUGAAUUAUUUCCCUACUGUCCUUUGUAACUCUGAUCAAUUCAAGAGAACUGUGAUAAACCAUAACCUACAGUAUAUAGCCUUCAACAAAUCCUCUACGAAGAAGCCUCCCCAAAUGAAUUCUGCAGAAUUUGAUGCGAUGAUUCAGAGUGGAGCUGCCUUUGCGACACAGUUCCAGUUUGAUGAUCCAGUACUUGACCGUAUCGACCAAGAAAUUUUGAAACGCAGCCCUGGCAAAGCUGUACCAGGUGGAUGGUGCUUAGGUGAGCCUGACAAUGGCACAUGUUCAGUUUGGGGGGAUGCUGAUAUCUUGAGACCUGGUCCAGGGGCAAGAAGACUUGAAAAACGUAUUGUUGAAUCACUUUCAGACGGUAGGUUUCAAUCCCAGCAAUGUCAAGAAGAAUGAUCUGAGUCAAUUACCAUGAAAGGGGAUCAUAUGAAACGGGAGAAGAAAGAAGCAACUAGUGAUAGAGUUCUCUUUCCCUCAAUCCAAUACUUCCUACAGAGUUAACCGCGGCCUUGUCAAUUUUUUAGGAGCACCAAAUAUUGAUCAAGCACCCAGUUUUGCUAUAAAUUUUUUAAUAGCAACGAUUCAUUUGUUAUUGUACUCGACAUUUGUUUAGUAGCAGAAGAAAUGCAAUUUCCAUCCUAUUAUAUGGUGUGACGCUGUGUGCUAUGCCCAUUCUUGGAAUUAUUAAAACUUUCAAUGUAUAUCGCUCUUCUCCAAGUAUUACUAAAAGCUUUCGAGCCUUUUUUACUUUUGUUUUUCCUUUGACUGAAACAUAGAGAAGGUUCCCUUGUAACUUGUAUUGGAUGUUUAUGUUAAUAUGUAUGAAGGGUCCCUUGUAAGUA